Messenger RNA from Prorocentrum cordatum, 336 nucleotides. The record is from the annotation of a GenBank genome assembly. Lineage: Eukaryota; Dinophyceae; Prorocentrales; Prorocentraceae.
AUGGGGCGCAGGCGCAACUUGCUUCAAGUCGCCACGCAGCUGAAGAAGCUAGACCUCCUUGACCCGCUGCUGGUGGUGCGGGUGCGCAAGAUAGGUCGCCUGGGCUUCGGCUCAGCCGAGCUCCUCAAGGCGCACUUCGAGCGCUUCGGCCCAGUGGAUGAGGUGCUCCUUUCGGGCGUAGAGGAUCGCCAGGACGGGCCGCAGCAGCGCCUGCGGCCGUCGGGCUUCGGCUUCGUAGUGAUGGCCAGCGCCGACGCGGCGCGCCGCGCCCUGGCGGAGCCCGCCCACGAGGUGGCCGGGGUUUGCAUCGAGGUGCGACGCUUCGAGAGGCUCUAA